GCAACAGACUCCGCGCGCUCCGAAGAACGGCAGUACAACGCGAGGCAGCGCGCGCCAGCAGCAGCCACCGGAGCCCAACCAGGACCACAGCCCUCCCUAGGCGGCCGCGCCAUGGAACACCAACUCCUGUGCUGCGAAGUGGAGACCAUCCGCCGCGCGUACCCUGACACCAACCUCCUCAAUGAUCGAGUGCUGAGAGCCAUGCUCAAGACCGAGGAGACCUGCGCGCCCUCCGUAUCUUACUUCAAGUGCGUGCAGAGGGAGAUUGUGCCGUCCAUGCGGAAAAUCGUGGCCACCUGGAUGCUGGAGGUCUGCGAGGAGCAGAAGUGUGAAGAGGAGGUCUUCCCCCUGGCCAUGAACUACCUGGACCGCUUCCUGUCUCUGGAGCCCCUAAAAAAGAGCCGCCUGCAGCUGCUGGGGGCCACCUGCAUGUUCGUGGCCUCCAAGAUGAAGGAGACCAUUCCCCUGACCGCCGAGAAGUUGUGCAUCUACACUGACAACUCUAUCCGGCCCGAGGAGCUGCUGCAAAUGGAACUCCUUCUGGUGAACAAACUUAAGUGGAACCUGGCUGCCAUGACUCCCCACGAUUUCAUCGAACACUUCCUCUCCAAAAUGCCAGAGGCAGAUGAGAACAAGCAGAUCAUCCGCAAGCAUGCGCAGACCUUUGUGGCCCUCUGUGCCACAGAUGUGAAGUUCAUUUCCAACCCGCCCUCCAUGGUGGCUGCUGGGAGCGUGGUGGCUGCAAUGCAAGGCCUGAACCUAGGCAGCCCCAACAACUUCCUGUCUUGCUACCGCACAACGCACUUUCUUUCCAGAGUAAUCAAAUGUGACCCGGACUGCCUCCGAGCCUGCCAGGAACAGAUUGAAGCCCUUCUGGAGUCCAGCCUGCGCCAGGCCCAGCAGAACAUCAACCCCAAGGCCACCGAGGAGGAGGGGGAAGCAGAGGGAGAGAAUGACCUGGCCUGCACACCCACCGACGUGCGAGAUGUGGACAUCUGAGGGCCACCGGGCAGGCGGGUGCCACCAAGCAAUGGCAACCCGCAGUGAGGAAGGAGCCAGCCCGGGGUGCUCCUAAUGAUGUCCCUCUUGGGGAUAUUUUGUUACCAGAAGGGGAAGUUUUGUUCUCUUUGUUGGUUGUUUUUCUUUAAUCUUUCUCCUUUCUAUCUGACUUAAGCAAAAGAGAAAAAAAAAAAAAAAACCUGAAAGCUGUCUUAAAGAGAGAGGAGAGAUAGAAUUUGCAUCACCCUGAGUAUAGGGCGGAGGGGAUGCUACAAAAAUAGGAUUUUAUACCCCAGUAAUCAACUAGUUUUCUAUUAAUGUGCUUGUCUGUUGUAAGAAUAGGAUUAACACACAGGAAGUCUACAGAAGGAUUUUGAUUUUAUGUUUAUGUUUAAAAAGCUUAAGAAACAUUGCUUUAAAAAAAAAAAAGAAGGAAAAAAAGCAAAUAGAGCAAACCGUUGUUGAAGUAGAAGAGAGUUUUAGGUAGAGAAUGUACUUGCUUUGUGGAAAGGCGCACCUCACUCCUGCAUGCUCACUGCAGCCACUGCUAGUCACCUGUUUCCUGUGCUUUAUCCCAGGGAUGGGCAGACCGCUUCACCUUAUUGACGGUCGGUGUGACCUCUAGCGGUCUCACGGUGUGUGGCACCCCCACAGCUCAUCUGUGCCAUCUCCUAACCUGCAGGUUCAUAGCAUCAGGCACACAGCAGUAGGUGCCCCACCCUAUGCAGUGUGCUCCAGUAGAGGGUAUGAGAUAGUGUCAUCAUAUAUCCUAUUUUUGUAAUCUUCCUAUUUUGUAGUUCCUGUUUAAAGAGACGCUGGUUUUUGCCUGGCGGCCCUGCAGCCCACUCACAUCAGGUUAAACCCACAGCUUUUCUUUUGUGUGUGUGGUUUGUUCUGUUUUGUUGUGUUUUCCUUCUCUGUGUCCAAAACCAUUCCAUUUCAAAGCACUUUUCGGUCAGCUAGCUGGAGGCAGUGCCGCUGGUAUGUGUGUGUGUUGGGGGGUGGGGGGAGUUCCUAAUGGAAUGGUUGGGGGAUAUCCACAUACUCGUUCAGGUGACUGCACAGUGGGUGUGUGGCACAGUAGGGCUGGUAGCACGGGGUGCUUGGGAAGUUUUGUUGGGUCAAGAAAAGAAAACUGUUCUUGCACUGCCAGGAUCUGUCCCACAGAGAAGUUGAAGGGAUCCCUUGGUGCCAGCUGGUGUUUGGGAGUAGGAACUAUGGCAUUACCUGGACAGUGAGGAGAUUCUGCAUGACUUUUUAAAGUCUUUCCCACAGGAGGCUUUUAAACACUAAAGUGUCUAAUUUAUACUUAAGGCUACAGAGAGUAUUUAUUGGAAAGGUUGUCCAUGGCCAGUAUGAUUUAUAAAGCAAUGUGAUCUCCCUUGAUUCAAACACAUACCUUCUGCCCUUGCUGGUAAAGGUUUAGUGCCUUG
Messenger RNA from Phodopus roborovskii (desert hamster), 2432 nucleotides. RefSeq names its product cyclin D1 (gene Ccnd1). Gene Ontology annotation, biological process: regulation of cyclin-dependent protein serine/threonine kinase activity; mitotic cell cycle phase transition; positive regulation of G1/S transition of mitotic cell cycle. The record is from RefSeq and is a predicted model, not a curated record. Bases 112 to 999 code for a protein of 295 amino acids. Gene Ontology annotation, molecular function: cyclin-dependent protein serine/threonine kinase regulator activity. Lineage: Eukaryota; Metazoa; Chordata; Mammalia; Rodentia; Cricetidae. Gene Ontology annotation, cellular component: cyclin-dependent protein kinase holoenzyme complex; cytoplasm; nucleus. The transcript is spliced from 5 exons.